This is a messenger RNA of Chinchilla lanigera (long-tailed chinchilla), 1188 nucleotides long. It is a transcript of the gene Atp6v1e1, whose product is annotated as ATPase, H+ transporting, lysosomal 31kDa, V1 subunit E1. Gene Ontology annotation, biological process: proton transmembrane transport. NCBI's taxonomy places the organism in Eukaryota, Metazoa, Chordata, Mammalia, Rodentia, Chinchillidae. The coding region runs from base 127 to 807 and encodes 226 amino acids. The record is from RefSeq and is a predicted model, not a curated record. Gene Ontology annotation, molecular function: proton-transporting ATPase activity, rotational mechanism. The transcript is spliced from 9 exons. Gene Ontology annotation, cellular component: proton-transporting two-sector ATPase complex, catalytic domain.
GAAGUCGUAGUUAUAAAUUAAAGGAAGCGGAAAGCUGCGCCGAGUUUUCUUCUCCCGCUUCUAUUCACUGCUUCGUAUAAAACUAAGCUAAACCCAGUUGCCUACCGGCGUCGUGUCACUGUCGCCAUGGCCCUUAGCGACGCUGAUGUACAAAAGCAGAUUAAGCACAUGAUGGCUUUCAUUGAACAAGAAGCCAAUGAGAAAGCAGAAGAAAUAGAUGCAAAGGCAGAAGAAGAGUUCAACAUUGAGAAAGGUCGCCUCGUGCAAACCCAAAGGCUGAAGAUCAUGGAAUACUAUGAGAAGAAAGAAAAGCAGAUUGAGCAGCAGAAGAAAAUUCAGAUGUCCAACUUGAUGAACCAGGCGAGGCUGAAAGUCCUCCGAGCAAGAGAUGACCUCAUCACUGACCUGCUAACCGAAGCAAAGCAGAGACUCAGCAAGGUGGUGAAAGAGACAACCAGGUACCAAGUACUGCUGGAUGGACUGGUGCUCCAGGGUUUAUACCAGCUCUUGGAGCCCCGGAUGAUCGUGCGCUGCAGGAAACAAGAUUUCCCUUUGGUAAAGGCUGCAGUGCAAAAAGCGAUCCCUAUGUACAAAAUUGCCACCAAGAAAGAUGUUGAUGUUCAAAUUGAUCAGGAGGCCUACCUGCCUGAGGACAUAGCUGGCGGAGUUGAGAUCUACAAUGGGGAUCGUAAAAUAAAAGUUUCCAACACCCUGGAGAGCCGGCUGGAUCUCAUAGCCCAGCAGAUGAUGCCCGAGGUGCGGGGAGCCUUGUUCGGUGCGAACAUGAAUAGGAAGUUUUUGGACUAAGCCUUGGGGAAGUGGAGUGCGUCCUCUGAAGAAGAAGCAAGAUUGUCUCUGUGGCUUCCUCUCGGCUGUUCUACUACUGUUCGCAUUUACCAGUGACGCCCUUGUGCAGCGGGAGGGGCUCCCUUAGUUUGCAGGCCCCGCCCUGACCCUGGGUCCCGCAGCCCUGCGCAGGGCUCCCACCGCUUCUCCCCGCACUCUUUGGUCUCCAGGGCGCCCUGCAUGCUGAUCCCACCCUCUUGGUGUACGUUGCAUGUGGGGCCUGCUGUCUUCCCAGCAGUACUGUUACCUGUUUGGGCCUAGACGUGUUCCUCAUCUGUAAAUGUGAUUCAAAAGCUAAACCAUGAAGAUUCUUUAUUUAUUAAAACACAAGGUUUAUGUGGG